AUGUCACAUUCCGUGUCAUCCAAAUCUUUGGAGAAUGGCCAUUACAGUACUCCGACAAGGGGAUCCCCGUCCAGUGUCAACAUGAAAAAGGCCAACGAGGAUUUAAAAAGGAGGUUGAACAAAAUGCGGUUGGAGCUAGAGUCCGAAAGAACUAGGAAUAAAAUGGUGUAUAAGGAAAAAGUGGAAGCAGUAAAAGCCGUGCGAGACCAGUUAGAGAAAGAGAAGGACAAAGCUGUUGAGGCGACUAGUAUAAAACUGCUUUCUGAAAAACAUGUGGAGUUACAAAAACUCAGGGAAAAAAUGGCACAGGAAAAAGACAGUGCAUUGAGGCAAGUAUUGCAAUACAAGGAGGAAGAGUUAAGGUUACUAAAGUUGAAAUUCCAACAGGAGAAGGAGGAUAGCGUCCGUGUUGUCCAGGAAACGACCAGGGAGCAGUUGGCCAAUCAGCUGCAAGGUGCAACUAGUGAUUUAGAGAAGAGGUUGAUGAAGGAACUAAAAUCUUUAAAAGUAGCAAAGGAAAAAGCGGAGGAACAGUACGAGAUAAAAUGUCAGAGUGAGCAGGAAAAGAUUGAGGAUAUACGUCGCUUGUGUGUGCACCAUGAAGCAGAAAAGGAACGGAUAUUAAAAGCUAAAAAAGAUGAAAUUAAAAUCGUUAACGAUCUCCAAAGUGUGCGGGAUAUGCUACGGAGAAAGGACCAGGAAAUUGAGGAGCGAGAACAACUUGCCAAAAAAAUUCAAAUUGAAAAAGAUUUACUGGAGGCAGAGCUCCAUCGGUAUAAACAAAUGGAAAAAAAUGACAAACUUAAUUAUUCGUUAACUUCCACGCCAAAACGUGCCUUACAUACGUCUGGUGAUGAAACCUACAUUGAUCCAACGGUAUGCACUAUUAUUGGAGUUGUGCGUUAA
This is a messenger RNA of Saccoglossus kowalevskii, 906 nucleotides long. RefSeq names its product RIMS-binding protein 2-like. Gene Ontology annotation, biological process: neuromuscular synaptic transmission. Gene Ontology annotation, molecular function: protein binding. NCBI's taxonomy places the organism in Eukaryota, Metazoa, Hemichordata, Enteropneusta, Harrimaniidae. The record is from RefSeq and is a predicted model, not a curated record.